Dromaius novaehollandiae (emu) is the source of this 5795-nucleotide messenger RNA. RefSeq names its product embigin-like. The record is from RefSeq and is a predicted model, not a curated record. Bases 362 to 1471 code for a protein of 369 amino acids. Lineage: Eukaryota; Metazoa; Chordata; Aves; Casuariiformes; Dromaiidae. Gene Ontology annotation, biological process: homophilic cell-cell adhesion; axon guidance; dendrite self-avoidance. The transcript is spliced from 11 exons. Gene Ontology annotation, molecular function: cell-cell adhesion mediator activity. Gene Ontology annotation, cellular component: plasma membrane; axon.
CCGCCCGCAGGGACUGCCCCACCGCGAGGGGGAGGACACGGCCCGGCGUGCCUGCCAGGCCCUCCCCGCCCGCCGCGGCCUGACACCGACACGCUCGGCCCCCGCCCCAUUUUGACCCCUCCUGCGGGCAGCCCCCCGCGCCGCGCCGGCAGAGCCACAGCCGGGCCCGCGCCGGCCCCGUGAAGGCUCCCCGCCGGCUCUGCGGCGCCGCUGCCCGCAGUGCUGCCCUGCCGCGCCGGGUGCCUGCGCGCCGCGGGGCUGCGGCACGGCGCCGGGGCGGCCCCGGGGGCGCGGCUGGAGGCGGCGGGGCGCGGCCGGAGCGGAGCGCGGCUGCCCGCAGUGAGGCGGCGGCGGCGGCACCAUGCCUGGCUUCUCCGGGGAGCGCUUCGUGCGGCUGCUGCUGCUCUCGCUGUGCCUCCCGGGCGGCAGCCCCGCAGAUUUACCCAUGACAACACAAGAUGCCAGCCAAACUCAGGGGAACUUGUUGACUCAAAUGCCAACUGGACUUAAUGAAUCAUCUCCUGAGCCCAUGAUGACUACACGAGUUGUCAACCGGCAAACUCGGGAGAGUGUUUCAGAUCACUCACCAGUUGGACAUAGUGUAUCUACACCUGGUCCAGAUCUGACCACACAAGACUUUAAGCAGGCAGUUGAGGAGAAGGCAUCUAACUUCACUGAUUUGGUGUAUGAGGUACUCCUAUCUGGUGUUUCUGGUACUCCUGUGGAAAAAAAUAUCACUUUGGACAGUCCAGCUAAAGUUGAGCUUUCAUGCAGCCUGGCCAAUAAAUAUCCUCAUUUGAAAAUUGUUCAAGUGGCUUGGAAGAAGGGAAAUGAAACAAUCAAGCACAUCAAUAAAACUGAAAAUAGCUGGAGCAUCCAAUUGACAGUCACAGAUGAAAAUGAACUGGGAAGUUACAGUUGUACUCUUAAAGGGGAAGAAGAGUUCAAAGCUGUGUUCCAUUUACAAGUACCAAAAAUUGAAGGAAAAGAAAAACCUAUAAUCAGUUAUGAAGGAGAUACAGUUGUAAUGAUAUGUAAAAGUUCCAAUUAUACUCCCAUCACUUGGACCUGGUACCUGACUAAUGGAAGCGAACAGAUUGCCAUUAAUGAUUCUCUGCUGUCAGACAAAUAUGUAAUUGAUCGAGUACCUGCCAACACAACCCAUCUCAAGAUACUGAAGCUCACCAAGAAAGAUGAUGGUGCAUACUGGUGUGAAGCUGUUUUUAAACUAGGAAAAAGUAAAGGAAAGCUGAAGCUUAAAGUUCUCACCUUCCUGGUGCCACUCAAACCAUUUCUAGCAAUACUGGCUGAAGUUAUUAUUUUAGUAGCUAUUGUUUUCCUUUAUGAGGUGUAUUCCAAAAAGAAAGAGAAGCAUGCAGAAUAUGAAAAGGAAUUUGAACAAGUGGAGCAACUUAAAUCAGAAGAAAGCAAUGGUGUGGAAAGCAGUAGCACUAGGCACAGGAAAGUAUAAAUCUCUUCCUGAAAGAAGGAGAUUUAAACCAACAGAAGUGGAACACUGUGUAACCAUUACAAAGCUACAGAAGACAUAUGCAGCUGUGCAUUUUAAACAUCCACUAUGCGUCUACAUAAACUUCUCUACACUUACUUGUGAGAAAUAAGAUGCUUUUAAAAUAGCUGUGAAACUAGUCAUUUUAUACAGACAAUAUUCGGAUAUACUGCAUUUAGACAUUUGCUGUCUGUAAUAUCGAUGUUUGGCCUUUUACUACUAAAAGGCAAUCUUUAUGCAACCACGCUUCCAGUUAUUUUAUGACUGAUCUGUUUGAUUUUUGUGCCCUAAAUUGGGACUAAUUUUGCAUUCACCAAAUGGAGAGGUAAAUGCAGAAUGGGCCCAUUAUCUAAAGGUGAAUACUGAAGACUUGUUAUAAAGCUGGACUCAUAAGAACAAAAAAUUAUUUCCACCAAAGAAAAUGCCUUUUACUGGCAGAUUAGGCAAAUGUGACGCACAGCCAUUUUUACCAAAGAAAUGGUCAAGGGGAAAUCUUUAUCAUGAUUUAAAUGAAGGAUUAACAAUUCCACAGUUUGCUGUGAACAGUAAAAUAAAAUGUCUUUGUUCUAACUUUUGCUUAGACUCAUUUAAAUCAGGAAGAAAUACAGGUAUAUUCUGAAUAUUUAAGCUAUGAAUUUCCUUAAAAUGCCCUUCCAUAUGGCUCUGCUACUAUACUGUAAUUCUAAACAGCCUAAGCAUUUAAAUACUGUGCAGGUAAAAUACUACAGCAAUAUUUCAGAAUAACUGAAAGAAAACAAGCAAAAAGGACACAGUAUCGUAUAGCAGUAUAACUGAAUUAAUUCCCAACUCUUGCACAAAUUACCCCAGAAUCUGCAGGUUACACAGAUGAGCAGUUUUAGGAUUGUAAUUUGUACAGAAGACAGAACUUUCGGAAGUAUGGCUAUAUGGUUCAUACGACUGCGACUUCUGGCUCAAUACACAGCAAAACAGUCUGUGGUCUAAUUGGCAUUCCUGCUUACCGGAGCAUACUCUACUGUUCUUUAACAAAUUCUCAUCCAAACACAGAGAAGGUCUUGAGCAGCUAAAAUUUUUAGGGUACUAGAAUAAAGCAGCAGAGCAUUAGCUCCAUCAUAUAUACAAUUGUAAUAUUGCUGUUAUGAAUCACCAUAUUGCCAUAGAAGAGCUAGUUGCUGUAAUUGGAAAUGUACCAAUUAAUUGCAUGAUAUAUAUGCAGCAAACAAAAAUGUACAGCUAAUGGAAAACCAAUUGAUUACAUUAGUAGCCUUUCUAAGAAAGGGAAAAGUAAACUCCUCAAAAACAUUCCUCCUCUCAGCAACAAUAUAAGAAAAACCAGGCAGCAUUUGCAAACUCCCUAGUCAAGAGAAAAGAAGAACCAUCUCCUAAACUGCACAACCUCAAGUGGCCAUUUCUCUUUAAAGAGAAAAGUAUACAUAAAAUAAAAGAUUAAAAAAAAAAAAGCAGAAGAGAGAUGGAGUUAAAUUCAAUUUUCAGCUUCUGUGGGCUUGAAAAUAUCAGAAAGGCUAUCACUGGAUGUUUUGUUGGAAGUGGGGGAAAAUCCAGUCUGAUUUGCACUUUUUGUUUGUUUUCAAUUAACACUUUAUUUUGUAGCUUUAAUUUGUACAAUUUUAAAGUCCAAAUAAAAAGCAAUGGGCAGUAUGGAAGCAUAAAAUGAUUGACUUUAAGGGCUGAACACUGAUAAAGAUUUCCCUUAUAAGAUACUGUUUAUUGUAUUUGGCUUUGGAGUUUCUAUGCACUAUACAAACCAAAAUGCAUUUACAUUUUUUUAAUACGAAUUUUUAUCAUUGAUAUGACAGCCUUUUUGUUAUAGCAAGUAAAUCUUUGCACAGUUUAAAAAAAUACUUCUGUAUAUUGAUUGUUUGAAACAUACCAUUCCAAGAUUAUCGCUUUUUUUGUAGAAAAUGGAUGUUUUUUGUUGGAAACUCAGUAAUAAAAACUGUAAGUUUACUUACAGAUCUAUGAAUUAAAUCCUGCGUAAAACAGAAUAAUAUAUUUUUGCAACAAGAAGGAUGUAUAGGUAUAAUAUGAAAGGCAUACUAUCGGAAAAAAAAACUUUUAUCAGAAAUGGAAACAACUUAUUUCUACCUUUACUGAGCAUUCCUACCUGAUCUUGAAAUUGCAAUAUGAAGUCUUGGCCACCAUAGGUGAGUUACAUGAAUAGAAUAUUUUGCCUUAUCAAAUAAGGGCUGCACUAAAGGCAGGCAAGAACCUAGCCUAAGCAUGUGUAUUAGAUGUAUGAUGUGUUCCUCCUGUCAUUACUGUAUUAGUGACAGUUUCUUCAAAUUGGCUCCUGAAACUCUAGUUUGAUCUUGACCUGCCUCCAGCAGGUUCUGCUAGUCAUGUCUCCAGGGGACUCAGUGUUUACAUUUGGGUUGGCAAGUAGUUUCAGUCCUCAUAUCCUGUCUGCCUAGGCUCAAACCUUCUUGGGUUCCCCUGCAGGAGGAAUAAUAACUAUUAAAUAAUAAAUAUUAAAUAAUUGGCAUGGUUAACUGGCAUAACUCCAAAGGCAAAAAAAAGCGCAUUUUUUUAGUCCAAAUACCAAGUAGAAAGCUCUAGAGAUGUAUAAAUUCAUAUUUCAUUAGAAAUAAUUAUAUAUUUUAUAUGUUCAAAAUAUUUCUAUUGCAGUUGCUUUGUGUAUGUUUUAGUAUGCGUAGAUAGCCUUUAAUCUAAAAGAACAAAAACUUGACAAUUUACAAAAAUUCAAGGCAAUGACUUUUUUCAUCUGCUUCAAGCCAAGAGAAUACCAAAUGAGAGCCAAAACAAUCCUUAAAAUACUUUCCCUUCAAACACAGCACUUACAUCUGUGUGUCAGGAUCCACAAAAUUAGUUUGAGUAGCAGCCUGUUUGGCAUAUCCUCUCUUCCGCGAUCAAAUCCUGCUUUUUUGCAAGAAAUGACAUUAUAGUCUACCAUAGCAGCAAAAACCUCCUUUAUUUCUUGGAAGGAAAGACUGAAAUCCACGAGCAAAGCCUGAACGGUCCUGUUUCCUAAUGCUUUAAACUGGUCACUGGAAAUUCAGCAAUUCUCCCUAUGUCCAAAGUGGACACAGGCAACUGUGAGACCAGAUUCCUAAUGAGGCAUGAUAGACUUUAGUUUCCAAAUUUGGAAGCACAUAUACAACCAUAUGAAUAUUUCCUUAGGAUUGAGAAAUAAGAAUUUGUCAAUUUGUAAUUAAUCAGAGUAAUUGCCAGAGUAAAUAAUCAAUUAGCUAUAGGUCAUUUGAUACAAAAUCCUGAGGAAGAGUGAAAAAGCCCACAGUAUUGAACUGAUACUAAAAUAUAUGUCCAUGUGCAUUAAUAAUUACUUUCAGCCAAAGAAGGAGAUUUAUUUUCUGCCUUUAAAUUUGCCCUCAAAACUUUCCAACUAUUGUCAGACACAUUAAAAUUAGAGGAAAACUCCUAUUGGUGUCUUCAGUGUAGGAAAAAAUAUUUUAACUGGGUGUUCUUUAACUCAUUCUGGUUUGGAGCUACCAUUGAGUGCCCAAUAUGUACAGGCUGACCAUGACUAGCUAUAGCAUGCUGUAAUUCCUGUUGGGAGCCCCCAGCUGGAAUAAAACAGGAGGAGCCAAGGGCUGAGGGGGAAACCAGCUGGGAAUGACUGUAGGAACAUGAAGAGGACCUGCUGCUAUUCCACGGGGGUCCUAAGGGGCAGCAGGAGCUGAGAGGAUUUGCUGUUAAGGGUGUACAAGGAAGAUGGACUGCAAAUCAGUAGGAAACCAAGCUUUGUUCUUUCUGCCAUUUGUAUUCUUUGUGUGGGAAGUUCUGCACAGUGGCUGAAAACGGGCUCCCAUUGCUGAGGGCUGGCACAGGUGAAAACAUGAACAAAGCUAACACAUUUUAUAAGCGAAUCAAAAGUUAUAUCCUUGGAAACUUUUCUCCGCUAGUUUUAAUUAGUUUUACAGACUUACUGUUUUCUUAUGCCUUAACAUCCAUAUAAGAAAAUACAUUAAACUAGUCUUCAUGAAAAAAGAUAAUCCAAGUUCCAAGCUUUACAACUUUUUUUUUUUUACUAAAACUGUCUUUGAUUUCUUUAAAUUUACUGUUGAUAAUUGAUUGCACUCAUUUUUGUAGCUGAGUUUUAUAAGACUUCAAACUUGUACUUUUUGUUCUAUCUUACCUAAAAUAAUGAUUUUUGCUUCCACAUAGAAACAUUACCCUAAUAAAGAAAAAAAGAGGACAAUCUUUUUGUUAAAAGGUUGAAGGGAAAACCAAAUCAGAUGAAAUUCCUAUCAGCCGACUUACUUACUUUCUGAACUAUUCUGGAAUUGACAUUAAAAGUUCUGCAACAGUG